Messenger RNA from Piliocolobus tephrosceles (Ugandan red Colobus), 1269 nucleotides. It is a transcript of the gene TMEM276, whose product is annotated as transmembrane protein 276. The coding region runs from base 385 to 963 and encodes 192 amino acids. The record is from RefSeq and is a predicted model, not a curated record. NCBI's taxonomy places the organism in Eukaryota, Metazoa, Chordata, Mammalia, Primates, Cercopithecidae. The transcript is spliced from 3 exons.
CUAUGGCCUCCAACCGGCCCACCAGGCCCCGCCCCCCAGCCGCUCUAGCCUCCGCUCCUCUCGCUGGCGGAGGUUCCCGACCGCGCUCGCUCCCGCACCCGGAAGCCUGGCAGAAGAACCAGGGCCCACGGCGGUGGGCGGUGCGUUGGUCAGACUCGGGCCUCUCGCUCGCCGCUGCGUUGGGACUGCGCAGGCCGGUGUGUGCAGUGGCCUCAGGGAUCCGAAAAUCUAAGACUGAACUCUCUUCUAACAUCCAGUAAUGGGGCCCUGGAGCCUGGGCGUACUAGAGUGCCGCGCUUAGGGCUCCAGGUCCCUGGCUUCGCACUUUUUUCUCCAAAGUUGAGUAUCUCCUAUCUGCAUCCUCAUACUACCGCCUGAGGUGCCAUGGCCCCCAAGCCGGGGGCCGAGUGGAGCACAGCCCUGUCCCAUCUGGUGCUGGGAGUGGUGUCUCUGCACGCAGCCGUGAGCACAGCCCAGGCAAGUCGAGGGGCUGCUGCUGGCUUCCUGCUCCAGGUCUUGGCUGCCACCAUCAUGCUGGCCCCAGGGCUGAGCACACAUGAAGACUGUCUUGCUGGAGCCUGGGUGGCCACCGUCAUCGGCCUGCCCCUUCUGGCCUUCGAUUUCCACUGGGUGAAUGGGGACCGCUCCUCUGCCAACCUGCUCCUGGGAGGAGGCAUGGUGCUGGCAGUGGCUGGCGGCCACCUCAGCCCUGAGGGCCGCUCUGUGGCUGGUCAGGCAAUGCUGUUGGUGGUCGCAGUGACCAUCCUCAUUGUAGCUGUCUUCACGGCCAACACUUAUGGGAUGUGGGGGGGGACCAUGCUGGGUGUGGCAGGCCUCCUGAGCCGGCUGGAGGAAGAUAGGCUACUGCUGCUACCAAAGGAGGAUAUCUGUCGCUGGGCCCUGGCUGCAGGCAGCUGGGCUUACUGCCGGGCCCUACAUACACAGCGCCUGCAGUGGGAAUGACAGUUGGAUACAGCAAGGCAGGGUUUCUGCCUUGCUGAAACUUUCCCUCCCACCUGCCUGCUCCUGGCGCCUUCUCCCCUAGAGGUAGACUCUCCUGCCCACUGAAGUGGGCUUGCUGCACAUUGACUGGUCAGGGGCAGAGUCUGGGUGCUGUCCUUUGGCCACGUGUGGGGACUUGCCUAGACCAGAAUGAAAGGGACAGAGUCCCAGACACGUUUGGGGGACCUGAUUCUGGGCUGGACAUGGUUGUGGAUCCAGAGAAGAGGCCUAGUCUCCAAUAAAUCUUAGGAAUUUUGCAGGAAUAUG